Messenger RNA from Brenthis ino (lesser marbled fritillary), 4209 nucleotides. The record is from the annotation of a GenBank genome assembly. Lineage: Eukaryota; Metazoa; Arthropoda; Insecta; Lepidoptera; Nymphalidae.
AUGUGGACGGGCGUCCUGCUACUUUGUAUCGCGGGUGCCGGCGCGAUCACGCGCGACCAAUUCUACCCACAUGGCCAUGGAGUCGACCAGAGGCUGCCUAGGGGAUCCUCUGUAUCAUCACCAGAAAUAAACCUUAACGUACCCAUCGUCUUCUUUGGAGAAACCUAUGAAACAAUAUUUGUCAAUAAUUAUGGAAUCCUAUCAUUCCGAGUGGACAUCCCAACUUUCCUCAACGCAGAGUUCCCUCUGCCAUACCCAUCGAUUGCAGCAUUUUAUUCUAAUGUCGACACAACAGAAUCUGGGGAGGUAUACUACAGAGAAACGAACGAAUCUCACGUCCUAACUAAAGCAGAAGAUAUUGUACAGAAUAACUUCCACGAUUAUUACGAUUUUAGACCAACAAGUGUUUUCAUAGCCACAUGGAUUGAUGUGACUUACUUCAGCAAACAGUGGCAAGAUCGUAAAAACAGCUUCCAAAUAGCCGUCAUAAGCAAUGGCACGGAAACAUUCGUACAGUUACUCUAUCCUGAGAGAGAGAUCCAGUGGAUACAAAGGGAGACUCAGCCUAGCAGUUUGCCUGAUGCCAAAGCUCAAGCUGGGUUCGUGGCAGACGAUGGCCGGCUCUUCACUUUAAGAGGCUCUGGUAGCCAUCAAAUUAGAAAUGUUGUUUCGUGGUCCAAUACUCAGGAGCCAGGAGUGUACCUUUUCCGUGUAGGAAAUAUCUUGAUGAAUGAAACAGUGGCUGUUCCAGACCAAUAUGAUGAGAACGAAGUUGAAGUUGAAGAGGAAACUAAGACUUGUGCCCAGACUGGUCCAAGUGUGUGUCACUUGCAAGCGAAAUGUGUAGAUUACCAAGCUGGAAUUUGUUGCCAAUGCAACGAGGGUUUCUAUGGAAAUGGCAAAUCAUGUAUCAAAAAUGAUGUUCCCUUGAGAGUACAUGGCAAGUUAAAUGGUAUCAUAAAUAAUGUCAACCUCAAUGAUGUUGAUAUCCAAGCAUAUGUUGUUAUUGCCGAUGGUAGAACUUACACAGCUUUAUCGCAAGGCCCGCAUGCUCUUGGGCCUAGUUUGCAGCUUUUGAACACUCUUGGAGGAGUUAUAGGAUGGAUUUUCGCAAAGCCUUCCGGAACAGCUAAAAAUGGAUAUCAACUUACUGGCGGUAUCUUUAAUCACACAGCAGAUAUAUAUUUCCCUGAAACUAAAGAUAGAGUAAUAAUUAACCAAGAGUUUGUUGGGCACGAUGUCUUUGAUCAGCUUACAUUGGACGUAGAUGUACGUGGUACAAUACCUAGUGUGUUACCAGGAUCAAGAUUGGAGAUUUCUGAAUACGAUGAACAGUAUACUAUUGUAGAGCCUGGACAAAUACACAGCGUUUCAAGUCGUAUCUUUAAAAACAAAAUGACAGGUCAAAAUUAUGAGCAAAGGGUAUCGCAAACAUUUGUAUUUAAUCCUUGUAAAUAUGCACCACCUUCAGAGGAAGACGCCGUUCCAGUAACUUUGAAAGUGAUUAAGAAUUACUUAGGAUUCGAAUCAAGAGACAAUAUAGUUAGGUAUGGGUCUAGUAACAAAAUUACUUCUAAUAUCCAAGAGGACCCGUGCGUUGAUGGACGUAAUUCUUGUGGACCUCACAGUACGUGUGUUGUACAAGGCGACUCAUUUGCUUGUAUUUGCCAGUCGGGUUAUAGUAGUAUUUACUAUGGAAACUCAAAUAUUUGUGUCGAUAUAGAUGAGUGUGAGGCAUCAACUCAUAAUUGCGACAAUAACGCAGAUUGCUACAAUCACGAAGGAGGCUUCCAAUGUAGGUGCCGUGAAGGUUAUGAAGGAAAUGGUAUUAGUUGCACCUACGUUUCACGUUGCGGAAAUAAGAUAUGUGAUUCAAACGCACAAUGCAUAAAUAAUCCACUAGACGAAGCUUAUUGUUUAUGUAAGCCAGGUUAUACUGGAGAUGGUCAAAGAUGUUGGCGGGCAGUCGAUACAUGCAACUGCUCUCCUUAUGCCCAUUGUAAUUUCUUUGCAGAAUCUAACAGUUACCGUUGUGAAUGUAAUUCGGGCUAUAUAGGUGAUGGAAGAUAUUGUACAGAGGAUAUUAAUCAACAAACAGAAAUUGAAGAAACGCCAAGGCCAGGUCCAGUACAAGAGGAAGAACCAGCGCCAGUACAGGUACCAGAACAAGAACCAUAUCAGGAACCAGACCAAGAGUCAUAUCCAGUGGAGGAACCAGGACCAUAUCCAUCACCAGACCAAGAACUUGAUCAAGUAACGGUAUCGGAGCCCUACUCGACCUCGGAGGCGCAACCAGAAAAAAAUCAAAGAACAGAAACAGAAGUCGACGUAUUUGUUAGUACUACAGAAUCCACCACGCUAGUCCACACAGAACCUGAAUAUAAUGAAACAUACGUGUUAGGACAUUGUGAUGCCUAUGGAUGUGUUUGCCCCCCAGGGUAUUCAUUAACGAAGUAUCAAUCGAACGAUUUAUGUCGCCUAGAUACUUAUAGUGAACCAGGUGUAGACGAAAAUAGUGAUAAUUCAAUUACUUGCACCGCGGAUACUGAUUGUCCUCCGAAUGCAAUUUGUUCCUUUUCGUCGGAAUCAUCGUACUUAACAAAUGAUCAAACAUUAGGACACUGCGUGUGUCCUGAGGGUUAUGAGGGAGAUGCCUAUGAGUGCAUCGAACGAACUGGAUCAAGUUGUACAUGCGGCCCAAGUGCCCAUUGUGUCGACACAGCUACUGGAGAACUUAUGUGCGUAUGUGAUCCUGGUUACCAUGGCGAUGGGUACGUUUGUCGACCCAAUUUUAGUUGUACAAACGACUCAGACUGUGAAUAUAAUGCAGAUUGCCGGCCAGAUCCCAAUACCAAUGAAUAUGUAUGUCAGUGUAGUGAAGGUUUUAUCAAAGACCAGAAUGACGCGUGUAUUCCCGAUGGACAGUUAUGCAACGGUGCCGUAUGUGCAGAACAUGCUUCCUGCCUGUACAACGCAACUUUAGAGGUACAUUAUUGUCGAUGUGAAGAAGGCUUCGAAGGUGAGGGCAUUUCAAAAUGCGUACCACUAGGGAAAACUUGUGAUGUUGCUAAUGACUGCAGUCCUGAUGCUAUUUGCACGCCAACCGAAGCAACCUAUCAGUGCAUAUGUCGUGAAGGUUAUUUCGGAGAUGGUUACAGAUGCGAUCCAGAACUAAAUUGUAGGACAAACAUAUAUCUUUGUGAUAUCCAUGCUUCCUGUUUAAAGACAAGUGACGGAUACGGAUGUGAAUGCAAUACAGGAUAUAAUGGAAAUGGAAGUCACUGUACGCUGAAUCCAAGGCAAGCUGGUAACUUCCUAGUAGCAAGUGACGGAGCAUCAGUAUAUCGUGUGCCAUUCAAAGUGACUCCGCGAGAAUUCGCAACUCCAUUUAACAGUGCUAUUUAUCAGAUUGCCGUCGGAAUUGACACGGAUUGUCUAACUGGGAAAAUUUAUUGGGGUGAUGUCGGCGCUGGCGCUAUAAAGAGGGCUUCGUAUGAUGGUUCUGAUUUCGAACAGUUCUUGUCGUAUGAUGUUCAGUCACCAGAAGGUCUGGCAGUGGAUUGGGCAGCAAGAAAUAUAUUUUGGACAGAUUCAAAGAAACUUACAAUAGAAGUAGCAAACUUAGAUACAAAAGUAAGAAAGGUAUUAUUCCAUAAAGAAGGUAUAAUGAAUCCUCGUGGCAUUGCAGUCCACCCAGGCAAAGGAAAAAUCUUUUGGACUGAUUGGAAUCGCGGUGGUCCAAAGAUAGAGUGGGCUAACAUGGACGGCUCACAAAGAGGCGUUUUUCUUGACAUGAGUGACGUAAAACUACCCAAUUCUUUAGCUAUUGACUGGUCUAGAGACAGGCUAUGUUACACUGACGCUGGCUUCUAUAACAUAAGAUGUGUCAGUAUCGACACAACGGAGAGCGAAACGAUUGCUAGCAACUGCUCUUAUCCAUUUGGGCUUGCAAUUAAUGGGGAUAAUUACUAUUGGACUGACUGGAAAACAUUAAAAAUUGAGUAUAUCAACAAUUUUACACAAGCCAAAGGACAAGUACCCAUAGCUACAGCAUCAAGAAGACUGUACGGUGUAGCAGUGGCUCCUGAAUCCUGUCCGGCCCAAAGCAACAUAUGCCAAUAUAGGAACGGUCAAUGUGAACCUAAUCAGUUAUGCUUGCCUGAUGGACAGGGGAGCAGAACCUGUGUAACCGGGAAUACUCCAUCUUAU